This is a messenger RNA of Lepus europaeus (European hare), 5244 nucleotides long. It is a transcript of the gene NOL6, whose product is annotated as nucleolar protein 6. Gene Ontology annotation, biological process: rRNA processing; tRNA export from nucleus. Bases 787 to 4227 code for a protein of 1146 amino acids. The transcript is spliced from 26 exons. Gene Ontology annotation, cellular component: CURI complex; UTP-C complex; small-subunit processome. The record is from RefSeq and is a predicted model, not a curated record. Lineage: Eukaryota; Metazoa; Chordata; Mammalia; Lagomorpha; Leporidae.
ACAUAUGCAAUUGAUUUUCAAAUGGUUUUUGCAAAAUAAUAUAUAACUACAUAGAAUAAUACAAGCUUUGCAAGACGUUAACUCUUCAUCUAGGUGAAAGGUUUAUGGGAGUCCGAUAUAUUAUUCUUGCAACGUUUGUUUAAGACUUCCUUUUUCUCUUACAAAUACCAUCUUUCCCUUUAUUCCUUUUUAAAAAUUCUUAUGUAAGGUAAAAUUUUCAUAAUUUUAAUCAUUUAAACUACUGGAAUUUGUAAUAGAAGCUGGAGAAAAGCUAUUACAACAGUCUGGGCACAAGAUGAUUCUAACUUGGACCAAACCUGGCAGUAAAGACGAAGAGUAAAUUCAAAGUAUAUUUUGGAGGUGGGACUGACAAGAUUUGUUUAAACACAAUUUGCGGUGGUUGAGAAGAAAAGGAUCCACUGGUGUAAACAAACUAACUCCCACUACAGGGCCUAAAUUAGCUCCACCCUCCCCGUUUGGACUCCGGGAGAGGAAGUGAGGCAAAGGAAGCCAUGGCCCGGCUACCGGCAGGCUUCCGGUCUAGCGUCGCGACAAGGCCGUAAAUCGAAGACUCCCGUUUGGUCCCGCCCUCAAUGGGCGGCCCUGGAAAUGACGGACCAAUGGCGAGCGAAUCAUUGGACAAUAACCCUAUGGCUCUGGAGUGGGUGGAGACCUGUGGAACACGGUUCCCCAGGAGUUGGGCCUUGGAGUUCGGCACUUCCGCCCACGUGGGAAGCUAAACUGUAUUGAAUCCGAAUUGCGGGAGUGAGUCCUGGACCCGGAGUGAUGGGGCCGGCCCCUGCCGGAGAGCAGCAGCGCGGAGCGCCUGGGGAGCCGGAGGUGAUGGAACUAGCCCAGGAAGGCACAGGCAAGGAGGGGAAGAAGGCAUCCUCGAAGAAGCGUGCAGCGGCUGCGUCUCCAGCAGAUGGUCUCCUCCAGCCGGUGAAGCUCAGCCGGGCGGAAUUGUAUAAGGAGCCCACCAGUGAGGAGCUGAAUCGCCUUCGAGAGACUGAGAGUCUGUUCCAUUCCAGCCUGCUUCGUUUACAGGUGGAGGAGCUACUGAAGGAGGUGAAGCUGUCGGAGAAGAAGAAGGAUCGGAUCGAUGCCUUCCUACGGGGGGUCAACCAGAGCAUCAUGCGGGUGCCCUCAGUCCCUGAGACAGAGCUCACUGACCAGGCCUGGCUCCCGGCUGGGGUCCGAGUUCCCGUCCACCAAGUACCCUAUAUCGUGAAAGGCUGUUUCCGCUUCCUGCCCCCAGCACAGGUCACCGUUGUGGGCAGCUACCUGCUGGGCACCUGCAUCCGGCCAGACAUCAAUGUGGAUGUGGCACUGACCAUGCCCAGGGAAAUCCUGCAGGACAAGGACGGGCUGAACCAGCGCUACUUCCGCAAGCGUGCCCUCUACCUGGCCCACCUGGCUCACCACCUGGCCCAAGACCCGCUCUUUGGCAGUGUGCGCUUCUCCUACACCAAUGGCUGCCACCUGAAACCCUCAGUGCUGCUGCGGCCCUGUGGAAAGGACGAGCGCCUGGUCACCGUGCGCCUGCAUCCGUGCCCUCCACCUGAUUUCUUCCGCCCCUGUCGCUUGCUGCCAACCAAGAACAACGUGCGCUCUGCCUGGUACCAAGGGCAGAGUCCUGCAGCGGCUGAUAGCCCGGAGCCCCCUACCCCCCACUACAACUCAUGGGUCCUGCAGGAUACAGCCCUCGAGUCCCACCUGCAGCUGCUGUCUACCAUGCUGGGCCCAGCCCUGGGGCUAAAGGAUGGCGUGGCACUUCUGAAGGUCUGGCUGCGGCAGCGGGAGCUGGACAAGGGCCGGGGUGGGUUUAGUGGCUUCCUUAUCUCCAUGCUGGUUGCCUUCCUCGUGUCCACACGCAAGAUCCACACCACCAUGAGUGGCUACCAGGUCCUGAGAAGCGUCUUGCAGUUCCUGGCCUCCACAGAUCUGACCAUCAACGGGAUCAGUUUAUGUCUCAGUGCCGACCCCACCUUGCCAGCCCUGGCUGACUUCCACCAGGCCUUCCCCGUCGUCUUCCUGGACUCCUCAGGCCGUCUCAACCUCUGUGCUGAUGUCACUGCUGCCACUUACCACCAGGUACAGCACGAGGCACGGCUGUCUAUGGCACUGCUGGACAGCAAAGCCGAUGACGCGCUGCAGCUGCUGUUGAUGACUCCCAAGCCCAUGAUCCGGACUUUUGACCACGUCCUGCAUCUCCGUCCGCUGAGUCGCCUACAGGCAGCCUGUCACCGGCUGAAACUCUGGCCAGAGCUGCAGGACAAUGGUGGGGACUAUGUCUCGGCUGCCCUGGGCCCACUAACCACCCUCCUGGAGCAGGGCCUGGGGUCCCGGCUCCACCUGCUGGCUCACUCUCGACCUCCAGUCCCAGAGUGGGACAUCAGCCAAGAGCCACCGAAGCACAAAGACUCUGGGGCCCUGACCUUGGGCUUGCUGCUCCGACCUGAAGGAUUGACCAGCGUCCUAGAACUGGGUCCAGAGGCUGAUCAGCCUGAGGCUGCUGACUUCCGCCAGUUCUGGGGGUCUCGCUCGGAGCUUCGGCGCUUCCAGGAUGGAGCCAUCCGGGAGGCUGUGGUCUGGGAGGCAGCCUCUAUGUUCCAGAAGCGCCUGAUUCCCCACCAGGUGGUUACCCACCUCUUAGCACUCCAUGCUGACAUCCCAGAUACCUGUGUCCACUAUGCAGGGAGCCUCCUGGACUCGCUACUCCAAGGUCUGAAAGAGAGCUCCAACACCGGUGAGGAGGCCCUGGCAGCGGCAGUGCGUUGCUAUGACGACCUCAGCCGCCAGCUGUGGGGGCUCGAGGGGCUCCCGCUGACCGUGUCUGCCGUUCAGGGGGCACACCCAGUGCUGCGCUACACAGAGGUAUUCCCACCAGCCCCGGUCCGACCAGCCUACUCCUUCUACGAGCACCUCCGAGAACGGGCCUCACUGGUGCCCCGGCCCGACAAGCCCUGCCCGGCCUAUGUGGAGCCCAUGACUGUGAUUUGUCACCUGGAGGGCAGUGGGCAGUGGCCGCAGGAUGCCGAGGCCAUACGGCGGGUCCGAGCUGCCUUCCAGCUGCGCCUGGCUGAGCUGCUGUCACAACAGCACGGGCUGCGGUGCCGGGCUGCUGCCACGCAUACUGAUGUCCUUAAGGAUGGGUUUGUGUUCCGCAUCCGGGUGGCCUACCAGCGGGAGCCCCAGAUCCUGAAGGAGAUUCGGAGCCCUGAGGGGAUGAUCACGCUGAGAGACACGCCCGCCUCCCUUCGCCUGGAGAGAGACACGAGGCAGCUGCCCCUGCUCUCCAGUGCCCUCCAUGGGCUCCAACAGCAGCACCCUGCCUUCUCCGGAGUGGCCCGGCUGGCCAAGCGGUGGGUGCGCGCCCAGCUUCUGGGUGAGGAGUUCACCGAUGAGAGCCUGGAUCUGGUAGCUGCGUCCCUUUUCCUGCAUCCUGAGCCUUUCACCCCUCCCAGCUCCCCUCAGGUUGGCUUCCUCCGAUUCCUUUUCCUGGUUUCAACCUUCGAUUGGAAGAACACGCCCCUCAUUGUCAACCUCAACAGCGAGCUCACUGUGGAGGAGCAGGCUGAGAUCCGGAGUAGCUUCCUGGCAGCUCGGACACAACUCCCUGUCAUGGUCAUCCUUACCCCCCAGGACCGCAAAAGCUCUGUGUGGACACAGAAUGGACCCUCAGCCCAGAUCCUACAGCAGCUGGUGGUCCUGGCAGCUGAGGCCCUGCCCGUCCUAGAGAAGCAGCUGAUGGACCCCCGGGGGCCUGGGGACAUCAGGACAGUUUUCCGGCCGCCCUUGGACAUAUACGACGUGCUGAUCCGCCUGUCCGCCCGCCACGUGCCCCGGCACCGCCAGGCUGUGGACUCGCCAGCCGCCUCCUUCUGCCGAGGCCUGCUCCGUGAGCCGGGGCCCUCGUCCCUGAUGCCCGUGCUGGGCUAUGAUCCUCCCCAGCUCUACCUGGCACAGCUCAGGGAAGCCUUUGGCGAUCUGGCCCUUUUCUUCUAUGACCGGCAUGGCGGGGAGGUGAUCGGCGUCCUCUGGAAACCCAGCAGCUUCCAGCCCCAGCCCUUCAAGGCCUCUAGCAUGAAAGGACGCACAUUGCUGUCUCAAGGUGGGGAGCUGGUGAUGGUACCCAAUGUAGAAGCAAUCCUGGAGGACUUUGCUGUGCUGGGUGAAGGCCUGGUACAGGCAGUGGAGGCCCGAAGUGAGAGGUGGACGGUGUGAUGGUGGCUGUGGAGCAAGCCAUCAAUAGACAGCAGGAUAUGGGCCUUCUGUAGCAAGAGGUCAAUGGAGUGACCGCCGUCGCUGCACGAGGACCUCCCGUGGUGGGCCUGCCAGCCCAACGCACUGUUACCCCUAUCAGGAGCCGACGCACCAGCACUGGGGCAAGAGCCGUUGUGUCCUGUGGGAGCCUGAACCCAGGAGGACCAUCCACCUGUCAGCCUAGCCUCGACCUGCUUCCGUUUCUUUCUUUCUCUUUUUAACCAUCUUCUAGAAGCAUUUGCAGAGGAGGACAGGGGUCCAGGUUGGAGGCUCUGUCCCCUUUUCCACUGCCGGAUCUCAGUGUGCCUUUCACUCCAGCACCAGGCCUUGAGAUGGGACCCAGAGGCAUGGCCCCUCCUGAGGGUCACAGGGUCGUGGAAAGGGGCCUGUGUGUGUGAAUAGACCACAUUGAGGGGGCACAAUGCCUUCCUGUACUGGUGCCGCUGCUUCCCAGGGUGGUGACAGUGGAAAAGUACAGAGGACAGGAAGGGGCUGGGUGAGGGUGAAUGGGGUCAAGGAACUGGGGUGUCUCCAGUCCAAGAGAGAUGCAGAAAGCACUGUGUGCGACCCCCUAGCUGUCAGUGUGAGCCCCACCAGCUCUGUGCCUCUGCCCUGAGCCCACCACACGCUGUCCCCUCUCUGCGCCUGCAGCGAGGUUGCAGAUGAGGGGUACCCGGGCUGCUCUCCCUGGCCCCAGGAAGGAGGGGAGGGCUGCCUCCUUUCCGUGUGCUCCACACCCCCUUUCUGGCAGCCUCUCCCUGCUGUUCUGCCUCCCCUAAUCCUGGCUGUUUUUCCAGACUCAGCUCAAAUAGUGCCCCUCCUUAAGCCCUUCCCUUGCCCCCAGCCUGAAGCGAUCUUCCUUCUGAACUAUUAGAGCGAGUGCUCUGUUCAGUUCACUUGGCAGGCGUAUCCAGUGGUGUGACUCUCUUGCAUUGUUCUUCAACUCUAAUCAAAAAUUAAAUUGCUUAACCCCUUCCA